CGCGUUGGUGUGUUUUCUGUUCCCUGCGGCCACAGAAGUGUUUUCAACUUACGAAACACUUGCGCAAACUUUGUCCCCAGAACGAACUACUUUACGUCUUUCGGUUGUUUUCUAUGUCAAGAAACGAGGAUGCAACCUCCACCGAGAAAGGUCCGGGUCACCCAGGAGCUGAAACACACUCACGCAGAGCAGACGAACAGAUUACAAAUCAAACACCAGACGGAGUGUGACCUCCUGGAGGACCUGAGGACCUUCAGCCAGAAGAGGGCGGCUGUAGAGAGAGACUACGCCCAGGUGAGUAAAUCUCUGUCGUCGCUGAAGCUCGUUAGCGUCAUCGCUGCUCUGCCUUUUCAUUUGCGUCGCUAAAAGAAAUACGGUUUAGCUUUCACGACGCCGUUCCCUCAAAGACGCCAUAAUAUGACAAAGUCGAGGUUGAGGAUGUGGUCCCUUCAGAAAGCUCUUUGUUCUCUCGUGGCUCAUGAAUGAAGACAAACCACAACAGAACCAGAGACCAGGAGUGAUCCGCCGGCUCGUUUCCUCCUCGCUGUGUUGUUUAACCCGCAGCUUCCUGCAGACGUCUGAAGAAUCCCUUCUUGCCUCUUUGGCUGUGUUCAGGUUUUUUGCAGCGCUGUGAGGAAUGUCCACCACGGCUGUGAAGAGAGGGGGCACGUCUGUCGUUAUCCAACCAGCAACCUUACAUGUCUGUUUGCCCAUGAGCAUCUGGUCCUAAGGGGGGGGGGGGGCUCAAAGAGCAGCACUUGUUGUGAACGGCCGGUCUUAAAUGAGCCAAAUAGACUGAACCAGAGUUGGAAAAGUACUUAAGUACAUUUUGAGCUACUUCUACUCGGCUACAUUUAUCUGACAGCUUUAGUUACUUUACAAAUUGAGAUUUUUUCACACAAAAUAUGUAAAGAGUUUAUAAAAAUGAUGAAUUUUUCUUAUGAAUUAAACUAAAAACAGUUCAUCAUGCUGCAGUGACACAGAGCCGGCCAAAAAGGCAUAAGAACGGGCAAGCUAGUAAAUAGCAAAGUUGUCCAUUUUAUUACUUUAUGUAAUAAAUAUACAAAUGUCAAUUAGACGGAAAAACCAGGCGGCAAC
Molecule: messenger RNA, 1098 nt
Organism: Anarrhichthys ocellatus (wolf-eel)
Lineage: Eukaryota; Metazoa; Chordata; Actinopteri; Perciformes; Anarhichadidae
Product: F-BAR and double SH3 domains protein 2-like
Exons: 3
Coding region: 130-366 (78 amino acids)
Biological process (GO): neuromuscular synaptic transmission; regulation of actin filament polymerization
Cellular component (GO): recycling endosome; neuromuscular junction
Source: RefSeq, a predicted model, not a curated record